CUCAUCGGCGCUCUCUGCUUACCAGGGUGUUAUUGUAUUGCAGAGUGAGCAUUGUUGCAAUACCGAUCCUAUCCUUCACCUCAGUGGCUCUCAACCAGGGGUACUCAGCGGUCUUCCAGGGAGCACAUCAACUCUUCUAGUGAUUUGCCUAGUUUUACAACAGGCUACAAAAAACCCACUAGCGAAGUCACUACGAACUAAAAUCUCAUCCAGACAAGGACUGGUUUAUCCUGCUCUAUAUACUACCCACUGCAAUUGGGCUAUUUCAAGCUGACAGUGUCCAUCUGAUGAUGGGGAACAUGUGAAUAAAUGUCAAUAGGACAGAGCCUUAAGAAGCCAGCUGCAACAUCACAUUCUACCAGAACUAUUCUGUUAACAGAAUGUGAUUUGACAAUUUGGAAUUCUUGUUUACCACUGGCUUCAGCCGUCCCCCUCCCAGAGAUGAACAUGGUAAGCAGCCCCACAUAAGGCAUUGACCACUUUCUACGCUGCCUGACCAACUUGCUUUGGAACGAUCUUUCUUUGGGGUGGGAUGCCUAGACAUUUGAUGUUGGACUUUUCAGAAAUGGCAUCUGAAAUCUCACCAAAGUGCGGACUUGAGAGCUUCGAAAGAAGUGGGAGCUUGGAGAGUCGAAGCAGCCACUCUAGGUGCAGAAAUUUUACCUUGGAUGAUGAAAGUCUCCAAUACCUAACCCAUGAGGAGAAGGAUGUUCUCCUGUUUUUUGAAGAAACCAUUGAUUCUUUAGAAGAUGACUUGGAAGAACAGGUCCUACAUGACAGCAGUAUCCACUGUCACUCCCCAAGAUCAACGGAUGAAAAUGCUUCCAGCCAUUCAGAAUCUGAAGAGAUCAUUGACUUGGUGCAAUCAACCCCUGAAAACAGUGAUCACAAGUGUACUCUGAACAGAGAAGUAGCACCAGUGUCAGAGGCUGCCAGGAGAACAGAUGGUCCUAUGCCAGAGGGCAAUGAGCUUCCUGAGAAGAUUCCACCUCCCGAUGCUCCCCCAAGCCACCCUUCAGCUCCUCCACUGAUGAGCGAUGAGAAAGUUCUUGCUCCAUACCCCGUGCAGCACCCCAAGCUUCAUCAUGCCAUCCCUACUCCACUUAUCUUGGCUCAGAAAAUGUCCGAGAAGCAAGAUGAGACAAGGACAUGCUCUCCCACUUCCCCCAAGGAGGGGAAGCCUGUGGAGAGGAGAGAAGCCUCGGUGCAGAAUGGAGACUGUUUCCCAGCCCUUAAGCACCCUCCGCUGCCUGCACCCAAAUCCUACCGGUUUCCAAGUAAUAUCAAUAUAACCAAUGCAGGUGGGAAGGAAUUCAACCAAACUAUCUCUAAGGCAGCAGUCAAUGUUCAGGUGCGCAAGGCCCAGGUACUGGCCAACAUGAACGGAGCAGCCUUUGGGACAGCUGAAAUAGAAGAGAGGUGGCAGAAGAAUGAGGUCUUGGUUCGCAGCAGAAGCUCCUCCUUAAGAGAUCUAACUUCUGAGCAAACACGAUACGACGCUCUGACGAAACUAGGCCUGGCAAAGGGAAGGCCAAGUCUGAUCCAACAAUAUCGUGCCCCAAACACACACAAGAUACAGGACUUGCAGGAAGAACAGGGAGAGACUGUUCCUAAUGGGUAUCAAAAUAUCCACGCAACCUUAAAAUGCGAUCCCAGCCCUUUCCUUCCUGUGGGCAAGACCGUGAAGAUCAAACCAGACACAGCUCUCACCAGGGACAAGGUGGCUCAACAGAAUGUUGCCAAAAGCUUUUAUGACCAUGGGCAGCCUGACUUAAAUCUGGAGAUGAGAAAGAGGUCAGGCUCACUGCCUAGACCUUCGGGAUUUCGACCCCAGGGGAUAACAGUACAGUUUUCCGGCCGAGGCUCAACGGAAGAAGCCAGGAAAGAGGCUCUUCGGAAACUGGGGCUGCUGAAAGAGACGAUGUGAAAAUCUGACAGGACCAUCCUGACACCUGGGGGCAAGCGAAUGGAUUGGCUUUGUGUUUGGAGCAGUCAAACAGGAACAGGUGUAAAAGGAAACUGGGAGAACAAGGGGCAGUUCUCUGCUCCUGCAACCCCAGUAGGUACUAAAUAUUGUACAAUCGCAGGGACUUGCUGUCUUCACACCAAGAGUCGCACCCCAGAGAGUCUGCAGUGGGUUCACCACUACAUCCCACUAAGUUACCCAUCUGAUCAGUGACUUGUGCAGUCUUUCUUUCUAAAGUCCUGGCUGUAGCAGAGGGCAUUGCAUUAAUGAAGUGUUCUGUGCAGUAUUUUUUUAUUGUACGUAGAUGACAAAUCAAAUGGAGGAUUUUCCUUAUGUUGUACCAUUCUGAAGCCAAAAAAGAGUUCCCUGUGUGUGUGUGUAUGAUAUAACUGAAGUCUUCAACCUAUCUCACAAAAUUCCAUGACUUUUCUUUCCUAUGAUAUUUUAUUACCCAGCUCUGCCUUCAUCGAUACAUAACAGGUGUUGGAAUCUUCCUUCUCCUCACUCUCUGCCCAAAAUCUCAGCUCAAGCAUGUCUCUGACUUGUGCCUCUGUACAGAGGGUGGUUUCCUGUUUGGCCUUCUCUCGGACAUAGAGGCCCAGGCUUGGAAUGGGUAACUGAAUUGUUCUGCCACUUAAUUUGAAUGUCACCUCUCCUCCUAAGCAGUUGCUUCUCGAGCAUCUAGCGAUUUAUUGGGUGUACAGUGAAAGGUACCAGCUAGCUCUCAAGGAUAAAUGCAGUGUGUUCAUCGUGUUCCUCUGACAGCCAAAGAGUAACUUGACAAUCAGGAAGCUAAACCUUUAUAUACCAGAAAUGAUGACCAGAGAAGCCAUAGGAACAAGUUAACUUUGUACUCAGAGCCUUCCGUUUAAUGUCUUAUUUUAAACAAGAGUUCAGUGGAGGAAACUUCAUUGUUCUGAAACAGUAGUUCAACUCCACUGAGCAGCUGUGGCUCAGUACUGUUGUUUUUAUUAACUGACCACUUUUUUUUUUCCUGAGUCUUUCCUGUGCUCAUCCCUAUAGUGUGUUGAGAGCCCUAAUUCCCAAUUCAGAGAUGUACCUUUCUUGGCAAAAAUCAGCCUAUCCUGCUAAUGCACCACCAAAGUUAUAACCAGAAUCCUUGUACAUUAAACAGAAUUAAAGGCACUUGUAUUUACCAACACAUGGAGACUUCCAAAACUCUGUCCAGUUGCCACUUUCCUGUGCCCAGCAGAUAGAGUUUAAAGGCGGUGUGAAAAUAUUUAUUUUUAAAUGUUAGAAGGGAUUUAUGUCCCAUAUGGCAAAGUUACUCUUCCUAAACAAAAUACCGGUAACUCAUUUUCUCCUUCCAUACGUAUCCCAAAAUACUUUAAGAAUAGAAGCUAGUUUGGAAUCUAAUGACACAGUAUCUGACUCUAUUUACUCAUCUUUAUUUUUGUACAUUUGUAAGAGGCCCAAAACUUUUAAUUUCUCCUAAAGGGGAACAUAAACCCAGUCUCCCUCUCACACACUUUUAUGUAGCCUGUAGCUUUUUUUUUUUAAUGGCUGAGUUAUAAAUCUUGGAAAAUAAGAGGAGUGGUUACAAUAGAGACUAACAUACCCUCUAUUAUAAAAGUUCUGACAACUGUGAUAAAUAUGUUUCUGUAUUUCCUUGAUAGAAAGUGUUGCUUAAAACUUUGAGUAGAAUUUAUAAAUGAAGCUUUUGUGAAGGAAAAUCUUUUCAGAAUCGUUUACCUGCCUCAUAAGUUAUAAAAUCCUUUUUUUAAAAUUAGUAUUUAAUCAGUUUUUAUAAUUGUAUAUGUUAUGGAAUCUGGCUAGUUUUAUUAUUUAAAUGAGGGAUUAUUUCUUCAGACUUUUAAUACUUUGAUUUGAAAGAUCAUGUUCCCUGUUGUAACAGAUGUAUGUAAGUAAUUUUUUAAAUAGACUGACUAUUCUUCAAGCAAGCAAAGCACUUAGGCACGAGCUUAGUUCAAUACGUGACUAGUUACGUGCUGAACUUUCAGCAUGUAUUUAAGUGCUUUGCAGGAUCUGAGAAUCUGGUCCCAAUUCAGGACGGUAUUUAAGCAUGUGCUUGGGACUUAAAUAAGUGCUUAAGUGCUGUCCUGAAUAUGAGCCUAAGUGAGGGUAAUUCAUUAAACCUAUAAUCUUAACCAUUUUUUAUUUCAAAUCAAAUUUAAGUGUUCCACAGUUUUUAUACAUCAAACUUUUGAAUCCUAGUAAAGAAACACUACAAAUGCCAAACCUGUAUAAAGCAUCUUCACAUUUUAUCACGUUUCUCUCAACAGUAACAAGUAUUGAUCUUGUGCUUAAAUUUUUUUUUUACAGGUGAGAUCACCCUCUUAAUUUAAAAAAGCAUUUUGCUUUAUCCAAGUAUUUCUCUGAGUGAAGCUGAAUUUCAGUAGAUUAGUAAAAUCAUAACAUUUAAAAGUGAAUAAGGUUUUUAAUAUCUUGAAGGUGUAAGAGAUCCCAAAAUCUUGAGUGUUACCUUGUCCUUUCAUUCUUCAAUUAGGGUGGAAUCCUCAGCUGGUGUGAAUUGGCAUAAUUCUAAAAAUACACCAGCUGAGGGUGUGUGGGCCAGUGUAUUUAUUUUGGUAUGCUAACAUACCUAUUACCCCAUUGAUAAAACCUCUCCAGUGUGCCUAAAACUGUAGAAAGUAAAGCCAUGUACUAUAUGUGAAGUUUAUUAUAGCUGCUAAUGAAAUAACUUGUAUAUUAAUGCAAACUCUGUUGUGUAUCAUGUUACUGUGUAUGUAAAUGUUGGGGUUUUAUUUUAAGGUGGUAGUUUGUCUUGCAUAAAUAUCUGUUCUGAAAACCAUAAUGAAUCAGCUGAUUAAACUAACUAGGAUAAAACCCAA
Mauremys mutica (yellowpond turtle) is the source of this 4800-nucleotide messenger RNA. It is a transcript of the gene PROSER2, whose product is annotated as proline and serine rich 2. The record is from RefSeq and is a predicted model, not a curated record. Lineage: Eukaryota; Metazoa; Chordata; Testudines; Geoemydidae. The coding region runs from base 533 to 1927 and encodes 464 amino acids. The transcript is spliced from 5 exons.